CCAAGUCAUUGUGAGCUGGCUGUUCAUCCGUUAGCACUCCCAGGUUCGGUGAUCAGGGUGGCAAUGUCAGCACUAUGGCAGAAGGCAAGGGACUACAUGAAAACCAAGGAGUUCCGAGAUUAUAUAACCAGCACACACUUUUGGGGUCCCGUGGUCAACUGGGGCCUACCACUGGCUGCCAUUAAUGAUAUGAAGGCAUCGCCAAACAUCAUCAGCGGCCGCAUGACGAUAGCGCUCAUCUUGAACUCCAUGGCCUUCAUGCGCUUCGCUUAUCGCGUACAGCCUCGAAACUUGCUUCUGAUGGCGUGCCAUGGCACCAACGUGGUGGUGCAGAGUGUGCAGGCGAGCCGCUACCUAAUCUACCACUAUGGCGGUGGCAGCGCUGCAGAGGCCACUGCUGCUGCCACUGAUGCUGCCACCGCCUCCAGUGCUGUCGCUACCACUGCCUCCAGUGCUGUCGCCGCCACCACCACCACCAUUGACACCUGCCCUACAUUCUGCGACCCUGUGAUUAUCUGCUUUGACUAG
This is a messenger RNA of Hipposideros armiger (great roundleaf bat), 528 nucleotides long. It is a transcript of the gene MPC1L, whose product is annotated as mitochondrial pyruvate carrier 1 like. NCBI's taxonomy places the organism in Eukaryota, Metazoa, Chordata, Mammalia, Chiroptera, Hipposideridae. Gene Ontology annotation, biological process: pyruvate import into mitochondria. The transcript has a single exon. The coding region runs from base 64 to 528 and encodes 154 amino acids. The record is from RefSeq and is a predicted model, not a curated record. Gene Ontology annotation, cellular component: mitochondrial inner membrane.